Messenger RNA from Aureobasidium subglaciale EXF-2481, 1292 nucleotides. RefSeq lists its product as uncharacterized. The record is from RefSeq and is a predicted model, not a curated record. Lineage: Eukaryota; Fungi; Ascomycota; Dothideomycetes; Dothideales; Saccotheciaceae. The coding region runs from base 262 to 1218 and encodes 318 amino acids. The transcript has a single exon.
UGAUACCGAUGCAUAUCAUAGUCCAGCCCUGAUCACAUACGGGUUGGGGUAACUUUGAGAUCAGAGCGAAGUCAUGACUACACACACAGACACAGCAAGGCUACCGCAACAUUGCAGCCAUAGCUACCAAUUCAACAAUAUUUAUAUCCGUUCCUAUCCGGUCUUGAAUACCUUCUGUUUACAAGUUGGUGACACUCACUCCUCGGAGACAGGUCAUGCUUGGCGUGCGUCAGUGGAGAGCAUCAUGAUUUUCCUGAUUAGAUGAGCUACUCUGCGGCCGCUCCCUUGACCAUCACGCAACCCAUAGCUAGCAUCAUGUCAUCAGCAGUAAACAUCACACCUCAGCCUCACAGCCAGAAGCGCAAAGGCGGACGCGCGCCAUUACCAGAGGUCGAAGAGAACUUUGCGCGACUUCCGCCAGGAAACGGCGACAGGACGGACCGCGCGGUGUGCAAGCAUUGCUCAAAGGAACGCAGCUGGCACACGACUGAACUGGUCAAGCAUCUCGAUAAAUGCCCCCAGUACACACCGUCCAAACGUCAGAAAUAUACGCGACCAUGGCGCAUUGAAAGACCCGGUGAGGGCAGAUCGCCAAAUCAACCACAAUCACAACAGCCAUCUCCACAACAAUUGCAGAACGGCAACAUCGAUCUUGCGAACCGCAACGUGCGCGUCGGACCCAAUGGUAUCUUCCAAUGGGACGGCGGCAUGGUCGCUGGAAGGCCAGCUACUACCAGCAAUCCCGAUGGCAGGUCUGCGGACGAUCAGCACCAACCAGACGGCGUAGAAGACGCAGAUCAACCACCGCAACCACAACCUCAACCACGUCUACCUCAAUCGAAUCACCAAAUUCUGCACACGCCCACGCAAUCUGUGGGUGGAAACAUGGAACCUACGGCCUUGUCCAAUUAUCCCCAAAGAGUCAACCAACAUCCACAACCUCCUCCAAACAGACAAUUGCCCUACCCUCCUCCCGUCAGCGAUCCCGACCAACGUCUCCACAGCUUUAUAGAAUACGAGCGAGGCGCCAUGGCAUAUCAAAAUCGCUCUGAAGACUUGGACGCCAUAGAAGCCUGGUUACAGCAUCAUCGCUUUGACAUUGAGGAUAUCAAGGAGAUUAGCGAGACUAGAUGGGUGGACUCGUGGCAAUUGAGACUGGGUGAUCUGUACAGAUUAAAGCGGGAUGUACAGACUUUUAAGAUCUUCGCUCAGCGAUAAGGGAGGGGAUGUCGUAUGCUGGAGAGACUGCUAUCUCAAGUGCAGGCGGCAGGCACUCAGAGAUGUGAACUUGA